AUGGAAAAAAGAGAACUAAAUACAGAGCUUCUUCGAAAAACGGUGAGAGAGCUGCUCUCUAUCAUGGAAAACGCAGACGUACUGCCAAAAGAGACUUUUCACAUUCAAAAAUUCUUUUUGGAGCAGAGAAGUAAAAUUAUACAACUGGGAAAACUCGUUGUUGUUUUGUCCGGAAUUCCAGAAAACUCCAAGGAGGCCCUCAAGUUCGGAAGGCUUCUGGUUUCAAACUACAUAUGCAGCAAUGUGGUGAGCAUUGAGUUUCUGAACAGAGCACUUACGUGCGAGCUGGAGAGUGAGGGCUUGCUAAAGGAGGAGAUCAUUCAAUUUGUAAGCAAAUCCUUGGCGUAUCUGAAAAAAGACAAGAAAGACUUCUUGAGGACCAUUAAAAAGGAGAAGAGCGUGCUGAAACGGCUGAAGACUUCCGAAAAGGCCGCGCGCAGUAACCCGGAGUGGAAGAGCGAAAUAGAGACCCUGGAAGAGCGAAUAAGGAACAUUUCGCUGAUUAUUAGAAACAGAGCUGCACCGAAAAAAGAGACUGCAAAGCCUCCAAAGGACCGCGGGUUUCGCGAUCUAAUAUACAGGCUUUCUAGACUAAAAUGCUUUUGCAGCUUUAAAAGGAAGGCCAAGGUGUCAAAGUACGACGUUCUUCGGGAAGUCACACUGCACAUGCUGGAGACCCAAUCCAUAUGCUACAUUUCCAUUAUACCCUUCAUGUGUAAAGACCGGCAAAAGAUAAAUAUUGAAAUGUGCUCGCCCCUGGGCAUAGAGCCCGGGUUUAUAGGCAAGGCAAAGAAGUAUAUAAAGUAUACUCUGCAGGAGCUUGCAAAGAGCUGCCCAAGAGAUGCGGCCCGCCAUGUUCGAGCGUGUGUCGCCGAGUACAGGAAAACCGGAGACUUUGAAAAGACAAAGCUCAGAGAUGCUCUUAUGGCUCUUUCUCCGUCAAGGACCAGCACAAUUGAAAAGGUUGUAGAGUCGCCUACGAAUAGAAUUUUCCACAUAAACAUUAUUCGGAUUUUGUACCUUUUGAUACACGACUCGGCGUUUAACAAGAUACAGCAGUAUAAGAAACUUCACAGCGUCGGCACGAACACGCUAGCCAUAUUUGUUAGGGAAAACAGAAUAUACCACAGAGCUCUUAUUCGGCGCUAUGCAAGCACGCCAAAAGAUGCGCCGCUGGAAAGAGUGAGCGAAGACGGGGGCCAGAGCCUGCACUUUUUGGUGCGGAGCAAGGCCUUUGCAGACACAUUCUAUUUAACGCGGACCAUAUCCGAUGGCAUAUUUACUGCAGACGGAAUUUUGUCAAGUUACUACAGAACAUACCAUGUGCUAAGAACAUCGAUUCUUGCAAGCCUCUUAGACAUUCUAACAAAGAAGGUGUCGGCUAUUGUGUGUGCAAAUAUUGACAGCCGAGCGCGGAGAGACCGAAAAUGCAGCGCCGACAAGCUGCAUAGCAUAGUAAAAAGGAGGAUUCUUAGCCUUCUGCACGUAAUGACGAUUAGGUUCCUAAAGACCAAAAACAUUUCUCCAAGAGAGUUUGUUUCUUCCAUAAACUUGGACGAGUUUGAGAAAAGAGGAAUCCCCGGCUGUCACAAAGAAGUGUGGAUGUUCCUUCUGCUGGCGCUUCCUAUGUUUGUGUUUUCUGCAAGCAUUCUGCGGGUUUAA
This is a messenger RNA of Nematocida major, 1662 nucleotides long. RefSeq lists its product as uncharacterized. NCBI's taxonomy places the organism in Eukaryota, Fungi, Microsporidia. The coding region runs from base 1 to 1662 and encodes 553 amino acids. The transcript has a single exon. The record is from RefSeq and is a predicted model, not a curated record.